Messenger RNA from Saccoglossus kowalevskii, 540 nucleotides. RefSeq names its product keratin-associated protein 9-1-like. The record is from RefSeq and is a predicted model, not a curated record. Lineage: Eukaryota; Metazoa; Hemichordata; Enteropneusta; Harrimaniidae.
AUGAUUGAGACUUGCUGUAAGGGCCUAACGAUCGAGCCUUGCUGUAAGGGCCUAACGAUCGAGCCUUGCUGUAAGGGCCUAACGAUCGAGACUUGCUGUAAGGGCCUAACGAUCGAGACUUGCUGUAAGGGCCUAACGAUCGAGACUUGCUGUAAGGGCCUAACGAUCGAGACUUGCUGUAAGGGCCUAACGAUCGAGACUUGCUGUAAGGGCCUAACGAUCGAGACUUGCUGUAAGGGCCUAACGAUCGAGACUUGCUGUAAGGGCCUAACGAUCGAGACUUGCUGUAAGGGCCUAACGAUCGAGACUUGUUGUAAGGGCCUAACGAUCGAGCCUUGCUGUAAGGGCCUAACGAUCGAGACUUGCUGUAAGGGCCUAACGAUCGAGACUUGCUGUAAGGGCCUAACGAUCGAGACUUGCUGUAAGGGCCUAACGAUCGAGACUUGCUGUAAGGGCCUAACGAUCGAGCCUUGCUGUAAGGGCCUAACGAUCGAGACUUGCUGUAAGGACCUAACGAUCGAGGGAUCGUCAACAAAAUAA